AGUCCUGAACAGAAGGAAGAGUAUGGAAAGUUUGGUGUGGUGACAUACUCUUCGGAGGAGUUUUUGUUACUGGGCAAUGAUAAACACUUCGAUCUUCCUUUAAAAAAGAAAACAGAUAUAUGUACGAUAAUGUAUACUAGUGGAACAACUGGAGAUCCAAAGGGAGUCUUGAUAUCCAAUAAUAGCAUUGUUACACUUAUAGCUGGAGUGAAGCGUCUGCUAGAGGGUGCAGAUGAAUCGUUGACAAUGAAUGAUGUUUAUCUUUCUUUUCUUCCACUGGCCCACAUCUUUGAUCGGGUGAUUGAAGAGUGUUUCAUCAAUCAUGGUGCUUCAAUAGGAUUUUGGCGUGGGGAUGUCAAGUUACUAGUCGAAGACAUUGCAGAGCUGAAACCCACUAUAUUCUGUGCUGUUCCUCGGGUGCUGGAAAGAAUCUACUCAGGUCCGC
Messenger RNA from Cuscuta epithymum, 445 nucleotides. The record is from the annotation of a GenBank genome assembly. Lineage: Eukaryota; Viridiplantae; Streptophyta; Magnoliopsida; Solanales; Convolvulaceae.